Molecule: messenger RNA, 4871 nt
Organism: Aphidius gifuensis
Lineage: Eukaryota; Metazoa; Arthropoda; Insecta; Hymenoptera; Braconidae
Gene: Nak
Product: AP2-associated protein kinase 1
Exons: 10
Coding region: 294-4502 (1402 amino acids)
Biological process (GO): protein phosphorylation
Molecular function (GO): ATP binding; protein kinase activity
Source: RefSeq, a predicted model, not a curated record
UGACAUCAUCAACAGCAUCAUCAAACUGUUGUUUUUUCUCUCAGUGUGUUUUGACAUAAAAGUUAUUUCAUUUCUGUCAAACUAAAACUACGUCUUGAUUUAUUUUAAUUUAUUCUUUUCAACAAUUAAUUGUCGUUGUUGUUUUUUAAUUUUAAUUAGUACUUUUGUGCAUUUUUGUCGCGCGGCUUUCUCGCGCAAUCGUGCUCCAGAUAAGCAUUCGUGUAGAGGAACCUUAUGUCAAACAGCAGCCAGUUUUUCUAUAACCAGAGUAUAAGACAGCAGAGUGUGUCAACAUGAAGAAACUCUUCUCCAAGAUUGACAAUACAUCAAAAGAGCCAAAUAGCUACCUGGGAAAAGUAUUUGUUGUUGGACGACACACUGUUACAGUUGAAGAAAUUUUAGCUGAAGGUGGUUUUGCAAUUGUAUUUUUGGUCAAGUCUUCAAGUGGACGAUAUGCACUCAAGCGUAUGUAUGUCAAUAACGAGCAUGAUCUCAAUGUUUGUAAGAGGGAGAUACAAAUUGCAAGUAACUUGAGUGGACACAAAAAUAUUAUAGGAUAUAUUGAUAGUAGUAUAACACAUACUGGAGGUGGUGUUCAUGAACUUUUAUUAUUAAUGCCUUAUUGUAAAUCUCAAGUUCUUCAAAUGAUGAAUAAUAGGUUACAAAGUGGCUUUACUGAAUCUGAAGUGCUACAAAUAUUCUGUGAUGUUUGUGAAGCCGUAUCACGAUUACAUCAUUGUCAAACGCCAAUAAUUCACAGGGAUCUAAAGGUUGAAAAUAUAUUAUUAGCUGAUUCAGGUCAUUAUGUACUAUGUGAUUUUGGUUCAGCAACUGGAAAAAUAUUAAAUCCAAGUAUACAAGGAGCUUCAAUUGUUGAAGAAGAAAUUAAAAAAUAUACAACACUUAGUUAUAGAUCACCUGAAAUGGUUGAUAUGUAUUGUGGAUAUCCAAUAACAACAAAAUCAGAUAUAUGGGCACUUGGUUGUUUACUAUAUAAAUUAUGUUAUUUUACAUUACCAUUUGGUGAUAGUACACUUGCAAUAUCAUCAGGAAAUUUUGUAAUACCAGAUAAUUCAAAAUACAGUAAACAACUUAAUAAUUUAAUACGUUAUAUGCUUGAAAUUGAUCCAGAAUUAAGACCAGAUAUUUAUCAAGUAUCAAUUAUUGCAUUUAAAUUACAAGGUAAAGAUUGUCCAGUACAAAAUUUACAUAAAGUUACAACUCCAACAAUUGAAUUAUUACCAAAUGCAAUAACUGAAACAGAAAAUUUAAAAAAAUUAUCAACAGUUAAAAUAACAAAAGCAUCAACAUCAGCAUUAGUUGAAGGUACAUCAGUAACACCAAGACAAAGACCAAAAGGUCAAGUUACUACUAUUGGUAGUGGUCCUAUUAGUUUAUCUGGUCAAAUUGUUAGUCAAAUAUCUGGUCAAGGACAAGUAAAUACACAACAACAACAACAACAACAAACAGUAACAUCAACAGUAUCUGUAAUACCAACACCACCAGUAUUACAAUUAUCAAUGCAAUCAACAUUUAAUCAAGUACCACAACAAAAUAUAUCAUCACCAAAUCAAACAUCAAGUCCAUUAAUUGUAAAUUCACCAAUUUUACAACAACAAUCACCAGUAACAAUACAAGAUAAAAAUACAUUUUAUUUUGAUGCUAAACAAAUUGAUAAUAAAACAACAACAAAAAUUGAAGUACGUGAUGAUAAUUUAGAAGCUUUAUUUCCACCAUCUGGUUAUCCAGAUCCAUUUAAAGAUGAUUCACGUACAAUGCCACCACCAUCUAAAAUUCCACCUCCAGUUGCACCAAAACCAACAACAACAACAACUCCAAAAGUACUUCCAAAAUUAACAACACCAACAAAUACAGUUCCACCAUUAAAAUUCAUAUCAACAAAUCAAAUAUCAACAAAAUUAAAUACACCUAUUGUUCUUAAUAAAAUAACAACAAUAGCACCACCAAGUACAUCAAAAAUAAAUAAUAAAAAUGAGAGUCAAAGUCAAAAUAUUAGUGCAAAUAUAUCACCUCCAGAUAGUCCAACAAUGACACCAUCAAGACACAGAAGAAAUGUCAGUGAUACAAGUGCAUUUAACAAAGUAUUUGCAAAUGAAACAUCACAAUUUUUAGCACCAUAUGAUGCAUCAGUAAGACCACAAUCUGGUGAAAUAACACCACCAGAAAAUAAAACAGAUUAUAAACCAGGAAUUGGUGCUAGUGUAUCACAUGUACGUAUUGGUGAACUUUCAAGUGUUACAACAAAUGAUAGUCGUUCAUUAAGCAGUGAUGUUGCAACAUGGAAUCCAUUUGAGGAUGCUCAACCAUUUAAUCAACUUACUGAGGAUCAUAUAUUUGGUGCUGAAUUUGAUAAAAUAAGAAGAGGCAGUAGUAGCAGUAUAAGUGGUGUUAAAAGUCGUGAAAGUUUAGUUAUGACUUAUACUGAUGUACCAGUUGAUGAUCCAUUUGAAUCAGCACCAUUUAAAUUACCAACGGGUAAAAAAUCAAAACUCGGUUCAAAGACGGCUGCAAUUGCUGGAGGCCCAAUACCAGAUAAUAAAGGAAAAAUAACAGUUCAUUGGAGUCCACAAAUUGAGACACAAACAAUUGAUGAUGAAGAAAAAUUAUUAACCGAGUCUAGUCCAGUAUCACCACCAUUUGUACGUAUUCCAAUUGAAGAUAGAUCAAAAUAUGAAAAAUUAGCAUUUAAUAUUGAUGAUUUAUCAAGUGAUAGUGAUAAAGAAAUUGCACAAAGAAAUGAAGAAAGAUUAAAAAAAAAAAGACGUCGUGUUAAGGGUGUAUUAAUUAGAAAAAAAAAAGAUAUAGGUAAUAAUAAUAAUAGUAAUAUAGAAAUAGAUCAAGCAAAAGUUGAAUAUGAAUCAGAUGAUUCAAUUGGUUCAGCAAGUGAUUUAAAAGCAAUGAAUGAUGAAGAUAUUAAUAAUGAAGAACGUGAUAAAUCAAAAAUUGAUGAAACAAUAUCAGAAAGUGUUCGUACUUGUGGUAGUUCAGCAUAUCAUGCUGAAUGUGAAUCAGUUGCAACUCAUGAUGAUGAUAAUAGAAUUAAAAAAAUUAAAAAACAUCAUAAUAAAUAUAAUAAUGAUAAAUUAUUAACAAUAAUUGAUACAACAGAUCCAAUUGUUGGUCAUGAUUAUGGUGAAAAACCAUUAUUAUUAGAUGAUGAAUUAGAUCCAGAAUCAAAACCUGAACAAUCACAUGGUGAUCCAUUUGUAAGUCAUCAAUAUAAUAAAACAAUAAAUAAACAAAUAUUAUUUGGUAAUUGUAGUUCAUCAGAUGAAAUGGAUAAUUUAAAAAUUAAUAAUGGUAUAUUUAAAAAAGAUGAUGAUGUUUUUUCAAUGGCACCAUUUACAAGACUAUCAAGUAAUUCAAGAAAAAGUAAUUGUAGUCGUGAAAGUGCUACAAGACUUGUUAGAUCAUCUAGUCUUGCAAGUACACCACCACCACCACCAAUAACAUCAACAUCAACAUCAAAUGCCAAUUUUAAAAAUAUUAGUAUUGAUGAAAAUUUAAUAACAUCAACUCCAACAAAAUCAUCAAAUAAACAAGAAAAAAUUAUAAAUAAUAAUUAUGAAAAUAUUGAAUUUACUGUUACACAUAAAACAACUGAAUUUAAAAAAAUACCAGUUAUAAAUGAUGAAGAUUUAUUUGGUUCAUCACCAUUUAAUUCAACUGGUUUUACAAAUCCAUUUAAUAAACAUAAUUAUACAACAAUAGAUAAUAAAAAUAAUAAUUGUAUUGAUAGUAAUAAUGAUACUGUUGUAUCAACAUCAAAAUAUGGACAAGUUACUGUUAAUUCAAAAAGCAUAAUAACAAGUGAAUCACAAAAAGAUUUAUUUGGCUCAAUUCCAUUUGAUGAUUUUGCAACAAUGACUAUUAUUAAUAAUCAACAACGACCAACAUCUUUACCAUUAUCACAAACACCAACAUUUGUUGAUUCUGUAUUAACACAAUUAUUAACAACAAGUUCACAAUCAAAUAAUACAACAUCAAUGAUUAAUCAUAAUAAUCCAAUUAAUUUAAAUUCUCAACAAUUAAAUAAACAACAUAAUAUUGCUAAUGUUAUUGUUAAUCCAACAAAUAAUAUUUCAAUAUUUAAUAUUAAUUGUUCUGAUGAUACAUCAGUAACUAUGUCACCACAAUCACUUGUUGUUACUGAUGAUUUACAAAAAUUAAAAAAAGAUAAAUGUAAAAAUGACAAAACAAAAUAUCAACUUAUUAAUGAAAAUAAAAGUGAUAUGAUUAAUGUGUUGCCAUUAAAAACAACACAAAAGUUAAAAAAUAUUGCUUAUAAAAAAAAUUCAAAAGGUAAAAAAAAAACAGUUGUUAAUGCUGGUUUUAGUAAUUUAAGUUUUGAAGAUUUUCCAAGUGAUGAAAAUGAUGAUAAAAUAAUAACUGGUGAUAAAAAAAUUGUACCAUUUGAAGUUAUACGUGAACCAGAAAAACGUUUUGGAUCAUUAAAAAGAAGAAGUAAUCCAUUUACAUGAGAUGAAAAUUUUUGCAGCUUUUACAAAAAUUUAUAAUAUGUAAAUUUAUAUUAAUAAACAAAUUAUUUAAUAGCAGUAUUUCGAUUUUUAUAUGUAUUAAAAAUAUCCUUGUUUAUUGGAUAAUAAUAAUAUAAAAAAAAAACAACAACAACAAAAAAGAAAAUGGUGCGUUUAAUAUAAUAACAAGUGAUAAAUACUUACAUAGGUGUUUAUUUAUAAAAUGAAUUUGUAAAGUUUUGUCUUUAAUAACUUGACAGCUUAAUACCAAAAAGAAAAAAUAAUGAAAAUAUUCAAUUAACAUAAUUGAAAAAUAAAUUAAUACACGUGGCAUCUAUUUUUGCAGCUCAGCCUUUUUUCAUUACAUUUAUA